Molecule: messenger RNA, 7328 nt
Organism: Ooceraea biroi (clonal raider ant)
Lineage: Eukaryota; Metazoa; Arthropoda; Insecta; Hymenoptera; Formicidae
Biological process (GO): sphingolipid metabolic process
Cellular component (GO): lysosome
Source: RefSeq, a predicted model, not a curated record
UUCACCCAUCAUUACUCGUCAUCCGGCAGCGGAGUGGAUCGCUGCGUCACUCGUGAAUGAGAUAUCGCGUUCAUCGUACCUGCGCGGCACCUGAUUUGCGCAUCGAUCUGUCGCUAACUUCAUUACGCUGAUCUCGACGAUUGGCAGUCGAGACACGAGAGUGCUCGCGGAAACAUGAGGGGGAUUUCGAUCGCCUUUAGCGCGAUCCUGGCUGUGUGCACAGCCGAGGUGAUCAUAACUGCUUCUAAAAAUGAUCACCUCUUGGGUUCGAACGAGUGUACAUGGGGCCCAAGUUACUGGUGUGAGAAUCUAAAAACAGCUAAGUCAUGCUCUGCUGUAAAGCAUUGUAUCCAGCGAUACUGGGAGCAGAUGGAAGUCCCAGAGGAUAAUGACAACGUGUGCGGGAUCUGUAAGGACAUGGUGCAACAGGCGCGGGAUCAAUUGGAAAGCAAUCAGACCCAGCAGGAAUUGAAGGAUGUCUUCGAGGGUAGCUGUAAGCUGAUCCAUAUCAAGCCAAUCGUCAAGGAAUGCAUCAGCCUUGUAGAUGAGUUCAUUCCUGAGCUCGUGGACACGGUGGCGUCUCAGAUGAACCCAUCCGUGGUUUGCACCGUCGCGGGACUUUGCAACAAUGCUCGCAUCGACAAGUUGCUCUCGCAGUAUAAGGAAACGCCGGUGAAGAAGGUUAAACCGACGCCGUUGGUCCUGAUGAAGAAUGAUGAAGUUGAACCCGACACGUGCACCAAGUGUUACACGAUAGCGAACCACAUGGAGAGCAGAUUGCGAAACAUGCCGCGCGACAAGAUGCUCGAGCAGUUUCUGAGAGUCUGCGGCCAGCUUGGUUCUUACUCGGACUCGUGUGCGAACAUCGUUCUGCGUCAUUUCGACGUCAUCUACGAUCAUCUGCAGAACAAUUUCAAUGCGGACAACAUAUGUCAUCUAUCGGGACAGUGCAGCAGCAAAUACCACAAACAUGAGGACGACGUGGACACGAUUCCAAAAGUGGAGAUAACGCCGAUGUCGAGUGUGGGUAUGGUCGAAGUGGACGACGACUUGCCGUGCAAGCUGUGCGAACAGCUUGUGGGACAUUUGAAAGAUCUUCUAGUCGCAAACACAACGGAGCUCGAAUUCAAGCAGGUCCUCUUGGGUCUCUGUAAGCAGACUAAAUCUUUCGCUGACGAGUGUAAAGCUAUUGUUGAUGAAUAUUAUAUGGAAAUUUACGAGUACCUGACAAAAGGAUUAGACAGCAAUCUCGCGUGUCAAAUGGCCGGAAUAUGUCCGAGUCGCGACAAGAUGGGACAAGGACCGAUCUGGCCUUUGCUUCCAGUCGAGUCGGCGAAGCUAGGACUAAAACUAAUGAACAGCAAACAGAAGAAAGAGGUCGAAGUCGCCAUUGGCAACAAGCACUCGACAUCGGAGGCUGAAGAAAUGCAGAUGCCGAAAGCUGAAGCAAUGCAAUUGCCGAUUGAGAGAUUAGUGCCCUUGCCGUACCCUCUGCUGCUGCAAUCGUCAGCGGAAGGUGUUAAUGGAAAGGAAACGUGCGCGUUGUGCGAAUAUGUGCUGCAUUAUAUUCAGAACGUCGUUACGGAUCCCAAGAAUGAGGAGAAAGUGAAGGAAGCUCUCGGAAAAAUCUGUACCGAGAUACCUUCUAUCAAAGGCACGUGCCAGGAAUUCGUAGAUACUUAUGGAGACGCAGUUGUGGCCAUCCUCGCCCAGGAGAUCGACCCGUCGCAGGUGUGCCCUAUGAUACACGUUUGCCCAUCGGAGGACUUGCUGCGCUUGUGGAAGACUUAUUCCGUCCAGGAUGAAUCGAAGGACAAACCGAGUUGCCCACUGUGUCUGCUCGCGGUUGCACAGAUUUACAACGUCAUCAGGAACAACAACACCGAGGCCAACAUCGAAAACGAACUGGCCAAGUUGUGUAAUCGCUUGCCGCACAGCUUAACCGAGCAGUGCACCGAUUUCGUCAAGGUGUACAGCAAGGAACUCGUGGAGAUGUUGCUCGCGGACAUGACACCCCAGGAAGUCUGUUCUUUCCUGAAACUGUGCGACCCGACCAGGCAUGUCGGCCGAACCGAGAAUCUCGGCCCGAAACAGUAUAUCAGCCGGAAGGAUCAUGAAAUCCUAACUAAUGAGAUAUCUGAUCAGCCAUUACCGCCGACUCACACGGAGUCGCAUGAGCUGGGUAACGAUGAGGUGUGCACGCUCUGCGAGAUCAUGAUGCAGUAUAUCGACAAGGCGAUCGGCAAGAAGAGGUCGCGAGAGCACAUCGAGAGCAUAGUGCACGGCAUGUGCAAUCACCUGCCGAAAUCAUUUUCCCAGCGCUGCAAUCACUUCGUGGAUGAGUACGGUGACAUGAUGAUAACCAUCCUCGCGGAUGAAAUCAGUCCGAAGGAGGUCUGUGGCAUACUCGGCGUUUGUACGGUCACCACGAAGCAGAUUGAAGAAUCGAUAGCUGAAUGUGCCUUGUGCCGAGACAUGGUGUCGGAGAUCGAUACUCGGUUGCACAAUCGCAAGGUUUUCGUUACGAUUGAAGAGAGCGUCAACAACGCGUGCACCUACAUUCCGCGGACGGAAAGAGAGAAGUGCGGCAAAACGCUAGAAAUUUACGGACCGAGCCUGGUGAACAUGCUGAGGGCUGGCGUGCACAGCGAAGAGAUGUGCGACAAGAUCGCUUUGUGUUCGCCCACCGAUAACUUGGCAAUCCUGUCGAAGGGUGCACAUGUACCUACAUCGGCUCAGGAGAUCAGAGAGUGCACACUGGGCGCGGAGUACGUGUGCACGCAGGGAAAACAACUGAUCGAGCUUUGUAAGGUGGAUAUGAGCAAGGUGAAACUCGAUGUAAUCAAACCAUGGAUCACAACAAAGAUCACGCAGAUCCUGGGAAUGGAGGACGACGUUGUGGUAGAAUUUGUGUAUAAUCAGCUGGAGGAGAAGAGACCGUUGGUGGGGCUCAACCCUUUUGUCCAAAUGGCAAAAUUCGGAUGUGCUCCUCACUACAUCCGAUUGGCCGCCUUUCUAUCAGCCGUCAACCCUAGCGUCAGCUGCAGUGGCAGUUGGUAUCUCAACGUCACCUUAGAACCGCCGACAAAUCUUCAGCAGCUACGUGUCAUCUUCGUCUUCAUCGUCGUCGUCGUCGUCAUCAUCAUCAUCACCACCACCAGCGUCCCCGCGGCUACCACAUCGUCAGCAACGUCAACGUCGCAGGAUCGUCGGCGUCCCGGGACGAUACCUCCGCCACUUCGUGUCUCCCUGCCUCCAGCUUUUCGCUCCAUGGAGCAGCUGUGCACCAGACUUUCCUGCGGCAGACAUCAUUCAUGUUUGCGCAGUCACCUCGACCGGGGUAGCUCGUUGUCGUUUCCCGAUCCCCGAAAAAUGCAGAUCAACUUGACGGGCUUCUUGAACGGCAGGAACGCUCGUUCCUUCAUGGGUGAAUUAUGGGACCUUCUGGUUUCUGCUCAGGAAAGCGUCACGGGUAUUCCCGAGGUUUUCUUGCAGCAAAAGAAGGAUCAGAUUAAAAAGCGUUUGGAGGAGCAAGAGAAGCUACAAGCAUCAUUGGCAGAGAAGGACAAGGAGAAGGAGCGCGAGAAGGAAAAGGAUGACGCAGAGAGUAAAGUGAAGAAGGAGGAGAAAGAUAUCGGCUCGUCAAAAGAGCGUAGAAGGGAUCGUAGUAGGGAUCGCGAUAGAGACAGAAGCAAGAGAAGCAGAUCGCGAGAUCGGCAUAGGGAUCGUGACCGAUCGAGUCGGAAGAGGAGAUCGGCCUCGAGAUCGCCGGGUAAGAACUCGCUGAAAGACAACGGGAAGGACAUGCCCGAAACCAAGGUAGAACGCGAUGAUUCGCCGCAACCGGAAAAUGCUAUACCCUUAAUGCCGGUUAAGACCAAGCCAGAAGCCGCGGUGGCGAUAUCGAGACUGCAAGCGAAGUUAAUGAGCAUCGCUGAUGGCAAGAAGAAGAACAAUCGUACGCCCUCGCCGGAGUCUCUGGACAAGUCGGCGAAGAAGUCGCGAUCCAGAUCUAAGUCGCCUGCAAAUCGCUCGAAAAAAUCAAGAUCCAAGUCACCGGCGAGCCGUGACUCGAAGGCACGUCGAUCGCGAUCGCCCGCCUCGAAGUCUAGGCGGUCGCGCUCCAAGUCGAGAUCCAGGAAAUCCCGUUCCAAGUCGAGAAGAUCGAGGUCGCGCUCGCAGGAUCGUACAAAAUCCAUGCGAAGCAAGUCCAAGUCGCCGAGAUCACGCUCGCACUCGCGAUCGAAGAAAUCACGAUCCAAGAGCGACGAUCGGAGCAAAUCGAGGAAAUCGAGGUCCGACUCGAGCGACUCGAGAUCCUCCAAGUCUCGUUCCAAGUCGCCGGACAAGAGAAAGGACAAUGUCGAAUCCAACAGGAAGCGCGAGGGUAGCACGAGUAGCAGCACCGAGUCCGAGGAGGACAAAGGAGCGAAGGACAAGAACGAUUUUGAGAUACGGAAGAAAAAAGAUGGUGUGCAAGCCAAGAGAUCCUACCGGAAGACCAACAAGGACGAUAGUGGUAGCGACAGUGACUCCAGCCGAGAAAGAAAAUCGGCUCCUAAAAGAAGGAGUCCAUCACCGCGCAAGGAUAGGGGUCGAUCCAAGGAUAGAGACAGGAACAGGUCGCGGGACAGAUCACGGGAUAGAUCGAGAGAUAGAUCGCGAGACAGAUCGCGUGAUAGAUCACGAGACAGGAAUCGAAGGAGAUCACUGGAUCGAGAACGCGACCGAAGGCGAGAGCGGGAACGGGAUAGAGAAAGGGAGAGACUGGAUCGGUACAGCGGCAGCCGCAACAUGCGACCACCGUCGGUGCGCGGAGCGCCUAAUAGACGCAGUCCACCGCGUAGGAGCCCGGCAAGAUAUCGUCGCAGAUCACCGAGCCCCGGGGACAGGCGGCGCAGCAGGAGGUCGUUGGAUCGCCGAAGACGAUCGUCGGAGAGACGCGACAGACGUCGAUCACCCGAUCGCAGCCGACGCCGCUCGCCGGACGGACGGGAUCGAUCGAGCAGGUACGAUAGAUCUUCCUCACGCGACAGAUCAAGUAGGCGUGAGCGCUCCAGAGAUCGGCGGGAUAAGGAUCGUCGAUCUAGAUCGAAGGAUCGUAGAUCGAGAUCGAGGGAUCAGAGGUCAUCGGUGGAUCGCUCGAGGGACGGGAAACGGUCUCCCGAUCGUUCGAAGGAUUCCAAGGAUAAGGCAAGGGAAGGCAGAAAAACGGAUGAGAAAGCUAAAAGACCGCCCGAUACAGGAACGCGAAAAGAAUUGCGAAACGGCCGAUCUAAGUCGAGUAGCUCGGAAAGUAGCGAGAGUAGUUCCUCUAGCAAUGAGGACGAGUCGCUUAGGAAAUCGAUCGAGCGUAAGGCGUCGCAGGAAAAGCGGGAGAGGGAACGCGAGCACGUGGACGAUGCCAAGAAGAAGGAAAAGGAGAAACUGGUGAAGGAGGAAGCCGCCAAGCGACCGGAGAAGGAAAUCAAGAAGAUCGAACCCAUCGCCGCGAAGAAGCAGGAGCCCAUCGUGUCUCCCAAGAAGCUUCAAGUUUCCUCACUUCCCGUCACAAGACACAGAUUCUCGAAGAGCUUGUCGCGUACUCCCUCGCCGUUCAAGAAGACCGAGGACAUUGUCACAGCAGUUGUCAAGAUUAAACAGACGAUUAAAGAGGAUGUUAAGGACGAGUCGCCGAAAGUCGGAGAAGCGAGCUUUGCUGGAGACGUUUUCCCGCUGAAGAAGGAUGAGAAAUCAUUGAAAACGGCGAAACUAGCAGUGGAAGAUAAGAAGUCUGCUCAGAAGUCGUUGGAACCUUCGUUGUCCAAGAAACCCUUGGAAACGGUCAAGAAAGCGAAGAGGGAAAAACGCGACGGUUCCACGGACAGCGAGGACAGUGAUGGUGAAGGUAAGAGAAAGUCCAGAAAGUUGGAGAAGCUGAGAAAGUCGAGGAAAGCAUCAACGGACGAAGAUAAAUCUGACAAGAGCAAAGCUGGCUCCAGCUCGGACUCCGAGGAUGACAAGAGACAUUCAGACAAAAAUAAGAAGGCUACUAAUCGAACUGAUUCAAUGGACGAUCGCAGUAAGGAUAGAAAGGACAGUAGAAAACGCGAGAUCGCUGAUAGCGAUACGCGCAAGCGAUCAAGAAAAGAAAUCGAGGAAGAACUAAAGAAGUCGAAAAAGCAGCGACGAGACUCCUCCUCGGGCGAAGAGGAGCAGAAAUCCAAAAGGAAUAGGAACGAGGACGACCGAUCGAGAUCUCGCAAAUCGAAGAAGGACUCGAGUUCCGACGAGGAGCCAAAGAAAACGAGAAAGAGGCGGGACACCUCGUCGGACGACGAGAAAUCUAGAUCGCGAAAGCCCAGGAAGGAUUCGACAAGCGAGGACGAGACGAAAUCAAAGUCAAAGAAAUCCAAGCGAGAUUCGAGUUCGGAGGACGAGGAGCUUGUGGAUAAAGACGCAAAGAGGAAGAAAAAGGUCGACGACAGCUCGGACGAUGAGAAAGUGAAGAAGAAGCGUAAGAAGAAGACAAAGACCAGCACUAGCGAAUCGGAGGAGAGCGAAGUAGAGGAGAAGAAGAAGAAGAAGGAGAAGAAGCACAAGAAGCAUAAGAAACACAAGAAGCACAGGAAGCACAAGAAGAAAAAGGUCGCAGAUUCGGACGAGUCUGAUGUAAGUGAGGGUAAUACCGAGGAACUAGAGAAGAAACUCCGGGAGAAAGCAUUAAAAUCCAUGAAAAAGGGACAUAGCAUUGAACGAAGCGAUUGAGACGGUAACGAUACCACAAGAGUGUGUUGUGCGUGUACCUCUGUAUCUCUGCAAAACGAUUCUGUGUACAAUCGUUUUGAUUGUGUAUAUGAGUAACUUUCAUUCGUUUCAUAUCAACGACGGAUUGGAUUAUUAUACUUAGUACACGUAUAUUACUCAAUCCCUUCGGAACAAGAUCGAACGGCCUCCGUACCGUGAGAUAGUUUCGUUUUUCACGCGAUGCCGCACGCAAGAAGGAAUGCGUGACACGGCUACCUACCUUAAUGUUUGCACUUAGCACUUAUUUGACGGAAUUGGCAGAAUCAUUUCGCUCGGUGACGUUGAUAUUUGUACCAGCUCACGAUAAUACGGAUUAUUCAUUUAAGUUGAUGUGAUACGAAGAUUUUCCACUUUUUUUUAGAAGAAUCCGAGGCAACACGCAGUUCUUGAAACAUCCUGAUCUCCGAAUAUAUUUGAGCGAAAUCAGGACUCGCGUGCAGAGUACAUGUUCACUUUACUAUAAUAACACUAUUAAAUUGUAACAUAAAGUCGAUUUCUCGGCGCAGUGUUUUUAGAGAAUAAUAAAGUAGCAUACCGAAUGA